Anneissia japonica is the source of this 1749-nucleotide messenger RNA. Its product is annotated as cytosolic acyl coenzyme A thioester hydrolase-like. Gene Ontology annotation, cellular component: extracellular exosome; cytosol; nucleoplasm. The record is from RefSeq and is a predicted model, not a curated record. The transcript has 8 exons. The coding region runs from base 346 to 1407 and encodes 353 amino acids. NCBI's taxonomy places the organism in Eukaryota, Metazoa, Echinodermata, Crinoidea, Comatulida, Comatulidae. Gene Ontology annotation, biological process: acyl-CoA metabolic process; palmitic acid biosynthetic process. Gene Ontology annotation, molecular function: long-chain fatty acyl-CoA binding.
AUAGACGUGACACAUGAGUAGAUUGACCUCUGUCAUAAAAAAAAAAGAACCGGCUAGCUAACAUGUCAAUCGUCGGCGGCAGAGAGAGGGAGAGAGUGAGAGUUGGUGAUAGGUUCAAUAGCUGUUUCGAUUUUAGAAACACAGUUGUUUGUAUUCAGUCGAUUUAGGCCAAGGCCUUUGCGUUGUUUGCAAACAAAAACACCGGCGGCAGAAGGAGGAUACGAGCCUCAUAUUUCUUCUACUGCUGGUACUUGUAUAUUUCAGAGGUCCGAGCCUAGGCCUAGACACAGGGUGUUGAAUUAUCCACUCAGGAAGUACCACUUGUUUGAUAAAUCAGCAGUAAUAAUGAUGACUGAGAAUGAAGAUGAAUGCGAUGUGCAAAUAUGCAGGUUAAUGAAACCAGAUGAUGCAAAUAUUGCUGGCAACGUGCAUGGAGGAACAAUCCUAAAAAUGAUUGAAGAAGCGGGAAUAAUUGCCAGUACUAGACAUUGCAAUAAUCCAGCUCAUAUGAAUGACGAAUAUGAGCCGAGUGUUUCUGCAUUGGUACGUGUAGAAACCACUGACUUCCUCCAGCCCAUGUUCAUCGGAGAAGUUGCAGAACUACGAGGGAAGGUAACCUAUUCAGCUCCUCACUCUGUUGAGGUCCAAGUCAUGGUCACAGCUGAGAAUUUAUUGAAAGGUACAAAACGUUUGACCAAUUUUGCAACGCUUUGGUAUGUUCCAAUGAGUGCUGAUGAAAAAGGGAAGGUGUUACCUGCUCCACCUUUGAAGUGCCCUUCCAAAGAUGUUGAAGAGGCGGGACGUGCUCGCUAUGAGGCACAAAAAGCCGAGCGAAGAAGAAUUGGGCUUGGUGGGAGACCAAGCCUUCUCAUAAAAUCCAAUGAUUUUUAUGAUGAUGAUGGUUCUUCAGAAACUCUCACUGUAUCCCACUCAAGGUCAUCUCUAAUCCAUUUGGUUGGUCCGUCUGAUUGCAACACAUACGGGUAUGCCUCUGGCGGUGUCACAAUGAAACUAAUGGACGAGGUCGCAGGGUGUGUGGCAGCCAGGCACUGCAGGACAAACAUUGUCACUGCAUCCAUGGACGCCACCAACUUUCACAAGACGGUCAGAUUAGGUAGUAUAUGUCACCUGACUGGCAGAGCAACUUUCACUAGCAAUCGGUCUUUAGAGAUAGAGGUAAUGGUGGACACAGAAUAUCUAUUGGCGGGAUCAGAUGUCAGGGAGAGGGCAGUACAUGCAUUUUUCACCUACGUCUCCUUAGGGCCAGAUGGAAGGACGCAACCUAUACCACAACUCAAGGUACAAACUGAGGGAGAAAAAAUCCGCUAUGAGGAAGGAAAACUACGAUACGAACAACGAAAAUCAAAACGUGCUGCAAAUAAACAGUCAAAGCCUUCAACUUCGUAAUUUUAAAUAACAAUAAUAACAGUAAUAAUAAUAAUAUUAAUAAUAACAGUAAUAAUAAUAUCAAUAAUAAAAUAAAAAAAUUAUUUGUUCCAGUUUCUUUGAAAAUAUUUUAUUACAGUAUGGCUGUUGUUUUUGCUGCCAUGGUUCUUGUUUUGUUACACAAUGAAAUUAAAAUUGAAUACUGUAUAGUAGUUGGUCUAUACAUCAUAAAAGAUUAAUAAAUGGUUGAUAAAGAACAAUACAUGAUUACUGAAAAUACGAACUUUAAAACAUGUUUUAAUGAAUAUAUGUAAGUUAAUUUGCAAUAUGAUUCUCUUUAUUCAAAUAAAAUUUUUUAAUUUA